AGUACCGCACUGUGUUCUGAGUCCAAGUGGGGAAGACAAGGUUGGAGAGCAUAGAGACGCAUUACUGCAGCAGCAGCGUCACUUCCACGCACACACUUGGGGGGAAUAACCAUCAGAUUUAGGAGCUUUGUGGGGAAAAGUGAUCAAUUCUGCAUCCUUUCUGGAAAGACUUGAACGCUGGGAUUGAUUACAUCUUUAUGUGGUUUUCUUCACCGAACUGACUGCUUCUUCUUCUUGGCAUCAUUGCGACACUUUUUGGAACUCAACUCUUCUCAUCCACCUCGAAAACAACAACAAUCUUAUAUGAUUCUUUGCGCUUUUUAUUUGUUUCGCUUCAGUGUCGGACUUGGAAACAGUGCCUCCUCUGCUGAGUCAGCACUAACAGCUGCAUAGAAGAUGUCCGCCCCAGACGCCGGUGCUCCAGGAGCCCCCGGUCCAGAUGGAGCCCCGGGAGGCCAACCCGCCGGGCCGCCCAACACCUCCAGCAACCGCAGGCUGCAGCAGACCCAGGCCCAAGUGGAGGAGGUGGUGGACAUCAUGAGGGUGAACGUGGACAAAGUUCUGGAGAGGGACCAGAAGCUCUCUGAGCUGGACGACAGAGCGGACGCUUUGCAGGCCGGGGCGUCGCAGUUUGAGAGCUGUGCUGCCAAGCUGAAGAACAAAUAUUGGUGGAAGAACUGCAAGAUGAUGAUCAUGAUGGGCAUCAUUGGAGUCAUUGUGGUGGGCAUCAUAUUCUUGUACUUCUUCUACUGAGUGCCGCCUCAUCACUAAAGACGGAUAUGGACUUGAGAAAGUUGGGAGAUGGAUGGCAGCGAAAGAGAUUUAAAAAAAAAAAAAAAAAAAAAAAAUCUAAGCACCACUCUUCCCUUUUAUCCUCCCUCGCACAUCACGGCAGCUUUUGUUUUGUCUUAACUGUUCAUCCUCAUGCAUUAUUGAGGCAACAGAGUGGGAGGAAGAAGGAUCCAUGCGGUGAUUUCGCCCUCCUUUCUAUCUGAGAGUUUACCAAAGCGGAAUCUUGCUGUUAACAAACUUUGUAAACAAAGACACGCCACCGUGGUUGCCGCCUACUCACGCUAAACACGCAUCUUUUCUUUGGGAUUGUGUCGAUUUCCGAGGUGACUUUGCCACCUGAUGUGUUCCCGCAGCAAAAGAGAGAUGCUGACACUGAGAAAGACAAAUGCAGUGCAGAGAAGAUUAACAGUGAGAGACAUAGACAGGAACAUUAUGUCCACUUGAGAGUUUUCUAGGGAAGAGAUUUAAGUCGGGACACUGACCUUCCUUUUAAUCCAAAAAAUUAACUCUUCCGUGGCUGUAGUUCCUGUCAAGGGUUUUAUUGCUUUUAUUGCUUACAUGACACAAUCUCAGAAAGUAGGCCAAGGUGGGCCGUGUGUUUCCUAUCUGCAUGGCCAACGUAGUUUUCUGCAGAAUGGCACCACUUCUGCAUCCGCUCUUCCUUUAGCUAACCGACGACCGUAUACAUUUUGCUCCUACUUUGCAUCGUAUACAUUUGCCGCCCCCCACCCCUGAUCCCAAUCGUCAGAAACGAACGCUUUUGCAAAGCCAUGACUCACGCUCACCGGUGCCAAAGCCAACUUUGAAGUGUUAACAUCAUGCAGCAUUGAGACAUCUAACCUGCAUCCGUCGCAGAACAAGGAGACUUUUUGUGAAGAGAGUAUAUUUCACAGGCAAUUUUUCAUCUAAUAAGACUAAUUGAGAGUGGAUUUCUGCAUUCAUGUAGGUAUGGAAAAGUCAAAUGAUAUUGCGCAACAAUAAUAUACGGACUUAAAAUGCAAAAAAAAAAUGAUGUUUGCAAGAAGAAAUGCAUGCUUGUUGGAUUUUGCUGAUGCCAAUAAAAGAUAAUAAAAUAAUGCAACUGUU
This is a messenger RNA of Nerophis ophidion (straightnose pipefish), 1878 nucleotides long. Its product is annotated as synaptobrevin-like. Gene Ontology annotation, biological process: vesicle fusion; vesicle-mediated transport; SNARE complex assembly. The transcript is spliced from 5 exons. Gene Ontology annotation, cellular component: SNARE complex; plasma membrane. The record is from RefSeq and is a predicted model, not a curated record. Gene Ontology annotation, molecular function: SNAP receptor activity; syntaxin binding. Bases 397 to 753 code for a protein of 118 amino acids. Lineage: Eukaryota; Metazoa; Chordata; Actinopteri; Syngnathiformes; Syngnathidae.